UUUCCUGUCGUCCCCCCCUCAGCCAUCGCUGCCUGAGGGGGUUUCGGAGGAGGGUCGGCAGGGGAGCGGAACCGAGGGGCCCGGCCGGGCUGGGCAUGAGGAGCCUGGCCGCAUCCCGCACAGGUCAUUUAAUCUCUUUCACCGUAAUUUAAUUUGGUAAUAUUUUGGACAAGAAGAACAACAAUGAUGUCAAAACAAGCCUUCCUCUGCAGUUUGGGCUCUCUCUAUUUGUCCCUCCUGUUUGUGUUUCUGCUGAUGGAUGUCUAUGCCAGGCCUGCAAACAAUUCUGCCUUGAAAGAGAAAGCGGUUGACAGCAAAGAUGAGAAUGAGAUCCUGCCCCCAGACCACCUGAAUGGGGUCAAAAUGGAGAUGGAUGGACAUCUUAACAAGGAGUUUCAUCAAGAGGUUUUUCUAGGAAAAGAGAUGGAAGAGUUUGAUGAAGAUUCUGAACCAAGAAGGAACAGAAGGAAGCUUAUGGCCAUAUUUUCAAAGGUAGAUAUUAAUAGGGACAAAAAAAUAAGCGCUAAAGAGAUGCAGCGUUGGAUCAUGGAGAAGACAGAAGAGCAUUUCCAGGAAGCUGUGGAAGAGAACAAAAUGCAUUUCCGAGCUGUGGACCCUGAUGGCGAUGGCCAUGUGUCUUGGGACGAGUAUAAAAUAAAGUUUUUGGCAAGCAAGGGCUUUAAUGAAAAAGAGAUUGCAGAGAAGAUCAAAAACAACGAAGAGCUAAAAAUUGAUGAAGAAACACAGGAAGUUUUAGAUAAUCUGAAAGACCGUUGGUACCAAGCUGACAAUCCACCUGCUGACCUGUUACUGAAUGAGGAAGAGUUCUUGUCUUUUCUUCAUCCGGAGCAUAGUAGGGGGAUGCUGAAGUUUAUGGUCAAAGAAAUCAUCCGUGAUCUAGAUCAAGAUGGAGAUAAGAAACUCACCCUUUCGGAGUUCAUUUCCUUGCCUGUUGGUACAGUAGAGAACCAGCAAGCUCAGGAUAUUGAUGACGAUUGGGUGAAAGAUAGAAAGAAGGAAUUUGAGGAAGUGAUUGAUGCCAACCACGAUGGCAUUGUCACCAUGGAAGAGCUGGAGGAAUACAUGGAUCCUAUGAAUGAGUACAAUGCCCUAAAUGAAGCCAAGCAGAUGAUAGCUGUGGCAGAUGAGAAUCAGAACCAUCACUUGGAGCUGGAGGAGAUCCUGAAAUACAGCGAAUACUUCACUGGCAGCAAGCUUAUGGACUAUGCACGUAAUGUUCACGAGGAGUUCUGAUCAUGCUCAUCUCUGCAGAGCUCUGAAGCACCUUCUUGCUUUCCAAAAACAAAAAGAAAGUUACCUUGCUGCUAUAUGUGUUGUGUGUGUAUGAUGUGUUGUCCUAGACUUAAAAAAAAAAAACAAAAAAAACGUCCAUAUAGAAGAACUGCAGUUCUCCUUUAACCUUCAGUAUAAAGAAGGAAAGGGCUGUAAGUAACAAGGCAGGAUCUGGACUAACCAGUUCAUACUACCUUGUGCAGUUAUUGUAGCUGAAAGUUCAGCUUAGGCCUUGUGAAGGCAUCUUUAAAUAUCUAACUUCUGUUGCCUACAAAGCAGCUGAUCUAUGAAAAUCAUCAUUAACAUUGGAGGAUCUUAGUUUUUUUUUUUUUUUUUUUAAAGGCGAUCGUUUCGGAUAUUUCUUUUCUGACAGCAUUCUAGGAGAAUCCAACAAGGGAUUAAUUGGCGUAUAAGGUGCGUUGGUUUUGCUCAGCACAGGAUCCUUUAUAUUUAGGGGUGUGGAUAUGUACUUUUCAGCUCGUGAACGUCAGCUGUAAAUUGCAUCAGAGGUGCACAUGGACUCAAUGCAGGUGGGCUGAUUAGGUUAUGUUUUCAGCUGCCAAAAUCAAGUGUGUAUUCACCUCACUCACUCCUAAUUGUACUAGAGUGGCCACUCCCAGGGUGAAGAAAAGAAAAAUGUGAACACUCUUACAAUAGUCACUAUAAGUGAAAGGCUCCAUCAGACAAACUAUGACUGCUGAGGAGUUUAUUUAUAUUCGCCAUUGCUUGUGUCUGGACCGGCCUGGGUUUCAUCUCAUUCCAUCAUACGGAUGAGAAGCCUGCUGCAUCUGAGUCUGUUAAAGUUUUUGAACAGAGUAAGUGUUUUCUUUUAGCACUCUGCUGACAGGAACAAUAUGGCUGGAAAGAACAGACAGCCAUGAGAAAGGAAAUGGCAACCACAUUGCUUUAAAGGCUAUCCAACCCGAUCUGUACUUUUUUUGGUUCAUCUUCCUCCUCUUCCUGCAUUUUUCACAAUACCUUUUAGUCUGGGUAUUGGGUGUCCAGUGUUGGAGACUAUUAUUAAAUAACUGCUUUUCCAACACUGCUUUCGCAAUCUGAAAAGUUACUUUCCAUUUUAAACAGGAGUGUUCGAAAUUUUACAAGUGAAAUCCUUUUUUUGAUUUAAAGCAGAAUGGAAACUGAUCUACAGUGUGACAGAAAUCCCGCCCUUGUGCUGUUCUGCAGCAGUGGGAAUGAAAAGCUCAUUUUAAUCACUUUCAUUUCAAAAGAGCUCACAUUUCUAAAUACAGAGAGAGGAAUGUCUUAACCUGUGAAUGUUCAGGGAGCUGCAGGGAGCAAAAAUGGAUUCAGCUUUUAGAAUCAUGAACUGUGUUGCAACUAAUUAGAAUUCACUCUGUCUCAAUCUGGUUAAAUUUGUUAAAACUAGUUAAAUUUGUAGAGCUGUUUGGUUAGGUCUCACAAGCUAAUCCCUACAAGUAGGAUUGGUUUCAACCUCCAUUGGUUUAAUUUAUGUCCCACUCUUCUCUAGCUGUACUGUGGGCUAACAGAGGCAGUUCAGAACUUCUUAAGGUUCCUUGAGCUUUUUGGUUUAAUCUGUUUUGGCGGUAAUCUCUAUGGAGAAUCUUGCAACACAAGGGUCAUAUCCACUAAUGUUUAAAAUAAAAAAUGCUUCACUUUAUUCUAGCCUUACCCUUGCUGUAAAAAAACCAUCUUUUGGGGGCUUGCUUGAAAUUCCAAUUAAGGUGUGUUAUAUCUAAUCAAGUUCAUUCUCUUAAUAUAAUGUACAUACAGGGAUUGCUGUUUGUUUUGAUUUAAAAUGUCCCCUUUUUUUGUUAAAUGGCUUGUAUCAAAGUCUUUUUAUAUACAUUUAUCUUUUUUGCAUUAAAUAUAUUUCUCUGUGCUUUGGCAAUGCUCCAGCAUUGAGAUUCUUCAUUAAGACAAACUAUUUAAGACCUCAGAUUAAAGAAAUUUAAUCAUGAAGUGAACAUAAGUCAAAUGGGGGGGAAAGAGUGGAGAAAUUGUGAUAGUCUACUCAUGUUCUACUUGUAAUCAAAAGUAGCUGGAUGUUCCUUCUAUAAUGAGUCUACAGAGACUGAUUUGGACCCCAACUACUCUGACUUGCAACCAACUUCUGGGUUUGUUUAAACAUGGUUGGAUUGUACUGUAGACAGGGCCUGAAACAAUACCUCUGAUGUGAUUUUUAUCACACACAUGAUGUUACCCUGGCAUCACUGUUAUCUCUUUCAUUGUGGAUUAAUCUGUUCAUUUUCCAUCAUGAGGAUUAGAAACCGAGACUUGAUCUACACAAUCUACUCUGUCUGUCUCCUCCCCCUCUUCAGGCACUAGUACCCUUUUUUGGGGAGACCGGGGGGGCUUGCAUUUUGGGGAAGGGGCAACUGGGCUGCGUGGAGACACUCAGAUGAUUCCUCUCUCUACAUUUUAGAAAGAAGGAAACUAAGUUCAGAUACCGUUCUGUUUAAUCAUCCUAUGGUUCUUUAGUGUUCUACUUCCAAUCUUGCCUUUCCCAAUUUCUGCAUCUGUCAGAUUCUUAGCCACAGGGCAGUUUUCAUCUGCCAGUAAUCUACUAUUGAUCCAGUUCUUCCAUUUAGCACUACUUACAGUAGUUGAUUGUUUAACUUUGUCCAUGUUCACUUACCACUGUUUAUAACAUAAAAGCAGUCUGCCUACUGCUAUAAAGUGCUUGGUAGCCAAGCUAGCACCGGCACAUGGCAGUUGGGAGGGUUUGUAUUUUAGAGAAAGGUGGGGGGAAUUAAAUUAAAUCUAUUUGGUCUUUAGUAGACUAAUGUUGAGUUAUUCAUUGUGUGAUAUAACUUGGGAUAUGUGCAUAUAGUUACAACUUCCAGAACUGCAAUGGAAAGGGUGUACAUUAGCAGUAUUUACCAACUGAAUGAUACUUUACCAGCAUUCAAUUGUAAUGAAAUAGAAUCUGAAUAUAUAGUCAUCAAUGUUUACAUUGUUUUUGCUUUAAAUGCGUUUAGAACAUUUCCAACCUUAUGUUGUUUGUAAAUUUCAUCCACAUCAAAGUCUUUUGUUCGGAUUCCCUUCCAAAUGAAUAAACAGAUCCUGCUACUUGCGAUGAAAGGGAGAGGAAGACCAUUUAGGUUGAUCAAAAGUUGCAAAGGGAAGAAAUAAGUCAGUAUGAUAUAAAAUUAUAUUUACCUGAUUUUUUUUUUAUAGUGAUGCUACGUAGCAAGACUUAUGCCACUUAAUUUCCUAUGUGCAGACCAGUGUGGGUUGUGUUCUUUUUUUCAUUGCAGAUAGAGCAAAAGAUAAUUUGGAGUGAAAAAAACAUCAGCUCUGGUUUCUUUUGAAAGGAACGGCUUUACUAAAGCUGUAACUUUCCAAUGAUUUUGAGAGGACUGUGGAAUGGAAAAAAAAAUUGGGGUAUGUCUUUAAAAAUUCAGAGACACUGGGGGAGAGGGGAACAGCAUAAAUAAAAUACAGCAAUAGAAUUGCUCUGCAAUCCUCUCAACUGUAUCAGAUUAUAAAGGAUGUCAUUCAUUUCCGGUCCAAAUUUACUUCCCUCCAGUACAGACCUGGUGGUGGUUUCUUGCAAGUGAACUGUAAAUUGACAUCAGAAAUGCUGAGUCUUAGAAGUCUGGUUCUAAAAAACUUGACAAAUUUUAAAUAAAAAUCAAAUAAAAUCCC
Molecule: messenger RNA, 4923 nt
Organism: Malaclemys terrapin pileata
Lineage: Eukaryota; Metazoa; Chordata; Testudines; Emydidae
Gene: SDF4
Product: stromal cell derived factor 4
Exons: 7
Coding region: 184-1254 (356 amino acids)
Biological process (GO): calcium-ion regulated exocytosis
Cellular component (GO): endoplasmic reticulum
Molecular function (GO): calcium ion binding
Source: RefSeq, a predicted model, not a curated record